Molecule: messenger RNA, 6762 nt
Organism: Macaca mulatta (Rhesus monkey)
Lineage: Eukaryota; Metazoa; Chordata; Mammalia; Primates; Cercopithecidae
Source: RefSeq, a predicted model, not a curated record
AGGAAGGCCCCAGGUCCGGCGUUACUCUCCGACCGGGCGACACAGGCCAAGUCACCUCCUCGCCUGUGCCCGGGUGUCCUCAUCGGGGGAUGGGUCCGCCUUCCACAUCCUGCCCAGGACUGAAGGAGCCGGGCCCAGCGAGCUCCCGGGAGGCGCGUGGACAUCAGGCGUGUGGCGGGGAAGGCGAGCCAGACCAGUGGGCCUGAGCAGAGGCAGGGCAGCGGGAGGCUGGGAGGCGCUGUUGAGCCACGGGCUGUGACCACACUACGAGCCUCGGAGCAGGGCCCUUCCUGCCUCAGUGGGCCCAACCAGCGGCAAGGCUUAAAGGAAUGCCCCUCCUCCCCUUCCCUCCUGGCUGCACCCACUCGCUGCCGCCUGCAGGACAGACUCAGGACACAGGAGACUCACCCCCACUGAGGCCCAGAUAGGCGCCCAGCCCUUGGCCGGGCGGUUUGGCCACAUCCCCUCAGCAGCACUGUGAGGUGGGGGUCCUCAUCCCCAUUUCAAAGACGGGGAAACUGAGGCUUGUGAAGGAAGGAGGUGUGCAGUGCACGCACUAGUGAGAGGUGUGCUGAGCCUGCACCGAAACCGUUUCUAUCCAAGGCACCAGCUGCCUCGGAGAGCGGAGACCUGGGAUGAGGCCCAGAGGGCUGCAGCAGGACCUUCAGGUGCUCUGGGUUUUGUGUCACAGAGGGGAGAAGGUGGCGAUGCUAUGAGUGUCCUGCGGGAGCUGCGCCUGGAGGUGGGACAGAGUCUAGUACAUGUGGAGUGGGACAGAGCCUAGUACAUGUAUGGUGGGACAGGGAAGGCUGAGGUGAGGCUGGCAGGGAGCAUUGCUGGUAAGGGCCACCCUCCCCCACUCCAGGCGAAUGGCAGAGGUGGGGCCUGGGCACCCAGGGUGGGGCUGAGCGGCCCUGCCAGACAGACCAGCUCCUGCAGGUGCUUGGCAUGCACCUGAGAGGGGCUGGGAAGCGAGGUUGGGGCACUGGGUGGGGAGCAGAGGUGCCCCAUGGCCUUGCCCCUGAGGCUCCCUGGAGCAUGCCCCUCUUGGUCCUGGAGUGGAAUGCGCAACCCAAAUGGCAUCAGGGAGGCCAGUGCCAUCCAGGAGUGUGGGACUUUGCCCAGGGCAUUGGGUGAGCAUGGCAGGAGCUGGGGGUGGGAGGAGCCCGGGCUUCCUGUCCCUCAGGCGGCUCUGGCCAAGCCCCUCCAGGAUGGGGACAGGGUAGUGGGGCUGGUGGAGGCAGCAGGGCCAUGGGAAGAGUCUGAUGGACCCAAUCUGAGCCCCCAUGGCUGCUGUGGUUGGGGCAAACACCUCCUACUCAGCCUCAGUUUCUCCUUCUGGAUGGUGGGUCAUCCUGCCUGCCUUGCCGGGCUGUUUCAGGGGUCACUUGAAGUUACCGUGAUACAUGAGACAAGGCUGCAUGCAUUUCAUUUUGGGGUGGGUCAGACAGGUGGCGUCAUGGUUACAGGUCACCCCAGUUCUCGGGGAGGCCCAGCCCCUGCCUGCUUCCCCCUUUCCGGUCAGUCAUGGUCUUCUCCAGUGGACUUGGUCUUGCUUUGACAAUGGUCAGGUGCUGGGAGGGGACUUGGGGGAGGCUCAGGUCUUGCCUCUCUGGAUGUAGCUUGCAGGACAGCUGGGGAUGUGGAGGCAGGGGGAGAGCUGGGCUCUGGGACCAGAUGACCUGAGUUCCAAACCCAAGCUGUUCGCCAUAGGGACAGUUUAAGCCAAAAUAACACCCUUCCAGAUGAGAGAAAGGAAGAGAUGGGAUGGGCACCCAGGAAGGCUGCAGAGACUGGAAGCUUUUGUGAUGAUGCUAUCAUCCCAUAUGGGAGCGGGCAGAGGGGGUGGGAGCCAGGAAGCCUGGGUUCUGGACCCUAGUUGCUGUGUGACUUCAGGCAGCCCUGUGACUUGCUGAGCCCCUUGCCCCCAGUGAUGUGUGAAAGGCUCUCUGAGGUCCCACCCACUGUGGCUUCUGUAGACCCUAGUCAGGCUCUGCCCGCUUCGUGGCCCAGCUGGAGCAGCUGUGUUUCUGUGACCCCACCGCUGGAUCAGAACUGGGCAAGAUGGCAGAGGGGCUGGGUCUGGGCAGGGGGAGGCAGGUCUCAGGCCAACUUCUGGUGUUCUAGACCCCGGCAUGUCCCUGACCUUUCUGGACCUCUGUUCCGCUCUGUCCAAAGGGACAGAGCACAUUCCCCGCCUCUUCCCUAGGGUCCCGUGGGAUCCAGGGAGGUGUUCACUCCCUGCUUCCUGCCUACAGAGUGGGCUGUCAGGGAAGGAUUUGCCCAAAUAAAGUGAAGGCCCCCCUCUGUGUGGCAGGCUUGGCGUCCUCGGCCUCUUCCCUGCUUCUGGGACUGUGAAGUAUUGGAAGGGAAGCUGUGUGUGGUGAGAUGCUCAUGGCCAAGGAGGGAGUAUGGUUGUUGGUGCUCAUCUGGGCCAGGAGAUGAGCAGAGCCCUGGUGGUCUAAUGGGUGAAACAGACUGAGUGUACUCAGUGCAGCCAGCACAGCUGUGUGCUCCGGCCUGGGAGCCAGGGCCGGUCCAUGGUGACCACUGAUGCCUUCACCCCCACCCCACAGGAGCCUGCAGGCCUGAGCCAGGGUGAUGCUGAAGAUGAUGACCUUCUUCCAAGGCCUCUCGGGACAUCAGCCUGUGCAGGGCACCCUCGACUUCCCCAGAAGCCCCCAAAAGUUGCCGUCCACAUCAGAGGCAGAGUCAGAGACCUCCAUGUCAGUGGCCUCCUCUGAGGACCUGGUGCCGCCCCUGGAGGCUGGGACAGCCCUAUACAGGGAGGAGGAAAAGACAGUGAAGAAGAAGAAGGAGAAGAAGAAGAAGUCCAAAGGCCUGGCCAAUGUGUUCUGCGUCUUCACCAAAGGGAAGAAGAAGAAGGGUCAGCUCAGCUCAGCGGAGCCCGAGGGCACAGCCAGGUCCAGGCAGGGGCUGGAUGGCCCGCCCCCAACAGUGGAGGAGCUGAAGGCGGCGCUGGAGCGCGGGCAGCUGGAGGCGGCUCUGCCGCUGCUGGCGCUGGAGCGGGAGCUGGCGGCGGCGGCGGCGGCGGGCGGUGCGAGCGAGGAGGAGCUGGUGCGGCGCCAGAGCAAGGUGGAGGCGCUGUACGAUCUGCUGCGCGACCAGGUGCUAGGCGUGCUGCGGCGGCCGCUGGAGGUGGCGCCAGAGCGGCUGCGCCAGGCGCUGGCCGUGGUGUCGGAGCAGGAGAGCGAGGACCGCCAGGCGGCGGCGGCGGCGGCGGCGGCAGCGGCGGCAGGGCCGGGGACCUCGGGACUGGCGGUCACGCGCCCGCGGCGCUGGCUGCAGCUGUGGCGUCGAGGUGUGGCAGAGGCGGCCGAGGAGCGCAUGGGCCAGCGGCCGAACGCGGGCCCCGAGGUCCCCGAGAACGUCUUUUUGCACUUGGGCCGCACCAUGAAAGAGGACCUGGAGGCCGUGGUGGAGCGACUGAAGCCGCUGUUCCCGGCCGAGUUCGGCGUCGUGGCGGCCUACGCCGAGAGCUACCACCAGCACUUCGCGGCCCACCUGGCCGCCGUGGCGCAGUUCGAGCUGUGCGAGCGCGACACCUACAUGUUGCUGGUCUGGGUGCAGAACCUCUACCCCAAUGACAUCAUCAAUAGCCCCAAGCUGGCGGGUGAGCUGCAGGGUGUGGGGCUCGGGAGCCUCCUGCCCCCCAGACAGAUCCGGCUGCUGGAGGCCACAUUCCUGUCCAACGAGGCGGCCAAUGUGAGGGAGCUGAUGGACCGAGCUCUGGACCUAGAGGCACAGCACUGGGCUGAGGAUGUGCCUCCCCAGAGGCUGGACGGCCACUGCCACAGCGAGCUGGCCAUCGACAUCAUCCAGAUCAUCUCCCAGGCCCAGGCCAAGGCCGAGAGCAUCACGCUGGACUUGGGCUCACAGAUAAAGCAGGUGCUGCUGGUGGAGCUGCCUGCAUUCCUGAGGAGCUACCAGCGCGCCUUUAGUGAAUUUCUGGAGAGAGGCAAGCAGCUGAGGAAUUACAGGGCCAAUGUCAUUGCCAAUAUCAACAACUGCCUGUCCUUCCGGAUGUCCAUGGAGCAGAAGUGGCAGGUACCCCAAGAUACCCUGAGCCUCCUGCUGGGCCCCCUGGGUGAGCUCAAGAGCCACGGCUUUGACACCCUGCUCCAGAACCUGCGUGAGGACCUGAAGCCGCUGUUCAAGAGGUUCACGCACACCCGCUGGGCGGCCCCCAUGGAGACGCUGGAAAAAAUCAUCACCACCGUGGACGUCAGGCUGCCUGAGUUCUCAGAACUGCAGGACUGUUUCCGGGAGGAGCUCAUGGAGGCCGUGCACCUGCACCUGGUGAAGGAGUACAUCAUCCAGCUCAGCAAGCGGCGCCUCGUCCUCAAGACCGCUGAGCAGCAGCAGCAGCUGGCUGGGCACAUCCUGGCCAAUGCUGACACCAUCCAGCACUUCUGCACCCAGCACGGCUCCCCGGCGACCUGGCUGCAGCCUGCUCUCCCCACGCUGGCAGAGAUCAUUCGCCUGCAGGACCCCAGUGCCAUCAAGAUUGAGGUGGCCACUUACGCCACCUGCUACCCUGACUUCAGCAAAGGCCACCUGAGCGCCAUCCUGGCCAUCAAGGGGAACCUAUCCAACAGUGAGGCCAAGAGCAUCCGGAGCAUCUUGGAUGUCAGCACAGGGGCGCAGGAGCCCUCCAGGUCCCUAUUUUCCCUUAUAAAGGUUGGUUAGCUUUUUCUGUGGCCUGACCUGCUUGUGAGUGCCCAGCACACCCCACUGGGAGCUGUUAAGAGCAGCACUGGCUCUCGGCUCCUCCCGGGUCUCCUGUGCUCUGAUGCUGCUUCUGCCUAGCCCUGGCGGAGGUGCAGACCCUGUCAGCUGGAACUGGACAGACCUUGGUUUGUUUACAUGUCCGAUGGGGGCAGGAGCUCCCAUUACGGGCAGCCAACCAGGUAACACCAAGGACUCUUUGUAAACAAUAGCUGAUCGUGUACACGCAAGCAAAGAACCAGGAGGGAGAGUGUGCCAGGCUCAGGAAUCCCCGGCCACCUCUGUCCAGGGCCCCUCCACCAUCAGCCUCAUGACUGUCCUCCUGGCGGGUGGGGACGAGGGCCCUCUCCGGCUCCCUGGAGACAGGGGCCGAGCCUCACCCGUCUGCCCUCUGCAGCCCAGGCCGCCGUGAGCUGGGUUCAGCAAGGCUGGAAUGGAAGACAGAACUGGAAGAGAACAAAGGAAAAGAUGAACUCUUAUCUGGCAGGGGCCUGUGGGGUCUUGUGUUGUGGCCACUGCCAGCAUUAGAUGUCAUGUCCAGAUGGCCCCACGGCCCCUACUGGCUGACCCUGCAAUGGGGCCCUGAGCCCUCCCUCUUCAUCCCCCAAGGCCUCAACCAGAGGGUGGUCCCCCAAGACCUUGGUGUCCACUACAGAAGGGCCCAGGACCUCCUGGGUCAUCUCAGGCUCCCGCUUCCCAGAGGCAAGGACAGGCCCUGGGGGUGUCUCUGUCGGCCCUGCUACCCAGAAGUCUGGCUGAGGUCUGGGCAGGGGCAGGGCAAGCUUGACCUCUCACCUCUGACCCUUUGGCCUCUGUAUUUAUUUCCUAUUGCCGUGACAGGUUUCCACAAACUUUGUGGAUCAAAACUUGGUCUUCCAGUUCUGCGGGUCAGAAGGCUGACCCGGGUCUAAAAUCUGGGUGUCGGCAGGCCUGCGCUCCUGGAGGCUCUAGGGGAGAAUUGAUUUCUGGCCUUUUCAUUUUUCGAGGCUAUCCAUACUUCUUGACUUCAGGCUCCUUCAUCUUCAGAGCCAGCUGUGGGUGGUUGAAUCUUUUUCCCAUCACCUCAUUGAGGCCUCCCCUCUCCUGCCUCCCUCUACCACUUUUUUUUUUUUUUGAGACAGGGUCUUGCUGUGUUGCCCAGGCUGGAGUGCAGUGGCCUGGUCAUGGCAUCAAGGCUCACUGUAGCCUGGACCUCUGAGUUCAAGUGAUCCUCUUGUCUCAAUCCCCUGAGACAAUCCCCCACGCCCAGCUACAUACUUUCUGUGGAUACAGGAUCUUAUUCCGUUGCCUAGGAUUGUCUGGAACUCCUGGGCUCAAGCCAUCCUGUAGCCUUAACCUCCUAAAGUGCUGGGAUCAUAGGCAGGAGCCACUGCACCCGGCCUGCUCUGCCGCUUUUAAGGACGCUUGUGAUCGCGUUGCGCCUACCCAGAGAACCCAGGUCAUCUUUCUAUUUUAAGGUUAGCUGAUUAGCCACCUUAGUUCCAUCUGCAACUUUAAUUCCCACUGGCUGUGUAACCUAACAUGGUCACGGGCUCUGGGGACUGUCACAUGGACAUCUUUGGGAGGCUGUUCCUCUGCCCACCGGAGCCUCCGUUCAUCCCCUGCCCUGCAGAGCACCUGGCUGUACCCCAGGAAAAUGUGAGCUCGUUUUCCUGCUCGGCCUGUGCUACCCCUAAGGCCCUGCUCCUCCCUGGGCCUGAAAGUUCCUUCUCAGCCCGACAGGGGGCCCUUCAGACUCAGGCUUGACUCAGCCCUGCUGAUGCCUCUGCAGGGCUGAGGCUGGGUUUCCGUUGGGCUCUCUUGGCUCCGUCCCCUUUCCCCAGGUACUGGCUUACAAAGCUGUGGCCAGAAACUGGCCCGUAUAGAUGAUGCCCAAGGUCUUUGUACAUUUGUAGGAGUUCGUGUGUUUGAUAUUGUUAAUAUAAUAAUUAUUUUUUAUAGUACUGCUUUUGUAUGUAUGUUAAACAGGGUCCAGGUUUUUAUAGCUUGAUAUAAAACAGAAUUCAGAAGUGA